This is a messenger RNA of Tauraco erythrolophus (red-crested turaco), 165 nucleotides long. Lineage: Eukaryota; Metazoa; Chordata; Aves; Musophagiformes; Musophagidae. The record is from RefSeq and is a predicted model, not a curated record.
AUGGGGAUGUGCUCCUCCUUCGCCCCCACUUUCAGCGUCUACUGCGUCUUCCGCUUCCUCACGGGCAUGGCCUUCUCUGGCAUCGUCCUCAACACCGUCUCCCUCUCUUCGUUUCCAUCUCCAUCAUCUUCGUCUCCAUUCUCUCCAUCUCCAUCCUCUCCAUCA